AUGAGCGGUUCUGGCAAAGGCCUUUUAGGAUUAUGGCUCUAUAGAAAUGGGUCUGAAUGGGAAGUCAAAAACGAAGCUCAUCAUCACCCUAAGCUUGGUGAACUUAACAUGGCUGCUCGGCAACAGACUCAGCCUUCUGAAUGCGAGAGGAUUUCAGUGAUAUUUACAUUAAGGAACCAAGUUGGGGGGCUGGUCCAAGCUUUAACUGUAUUCCAAGAUCUUGGUAUAAAUGUCCUUCAUAUUGAAUCCCGAAAAUCGGUCACUGAAGUUUCGUCAUCGGACAUACUGGUGGAUGUGGAGUGUGACCCUAACCGCAUGGAACAAUUGAAGAGGAUGCUGAAACGUGAAGUUCAAGAUUUCGAAGUUGUAUCAUCUCAUUCUGCCGAAGAGUUUCCACCACCAACGCCGCUCUCUGCGGCUGCGAGUUUCGAUUUUGGUGAGAUGCACUGGUUUCCUCGUAAAAUAUCUGACCUGGACCGAGCUCAAAAUGUUUUGAUGUAUGGUUCGGAGCUGGAUGCAGAUCACCCUGGCUUCAAGGACCCCGUUUACCGCAAGCGACGGGAACAAUUCGCAGCAAUUGCCAACAGUUACAAAUAUGGUCAGCCAAUACCCAAAGUACAAUACACCGACGUAGAAAUUAAGACGUGGGGCAUCGUGUUCCGCGAACUCCACAAACUUUACCAAAAACAUGCCUGUGAGGAGUACCUCGAGAACUGGCCCCAACUUGUCAAAUACUGCGGCUAUCGCGAGGACAAUUUGCCUCAGCUGGAGGACGUGAGCGCUUUUCUCAAGCGCAAAACUGGAUUUCAGCUACGUCCCGUAGCGGGGUAUCUUUCUCCAAGAGAUUUUCUGUCCGGACUUGCAUUUAGAGUGUUUCACUGCACUCAAUAUAUUCGUCACUCCUCGGAUCCUUUCUAUACUCCAGAACCUGACUGCUGUCAUGAACUACUGGGACAUAUGCCGUUACUUGCCAACCCUAGUUUUGCACAAUUUUCGCAAGAACUAGGUCUCGCAUCCCUGGGCGCUUCCGACGAUGACAUCGACAAAUUGGCUACGCUGUAUUUCUUCACCGUGGAGUUUGGUUUGUGUCGGCAAGCAGAUGGAAGUUUCAGGGUGUACGGUGCCGGCUUACUAUCGUCCGUCGCAGAGUUGCAACAUGCUCUAGUUACACCCGAGAAGAUUAAGCGGUUUGAUCCUGAAGUUACUGUCAACGAAGAAUGUAUUAUAACUUCCUAUCAAAAUGCUUAUUAUUACACAGAUUCGUUUGAGGAGGCGAAAGAGAAGAUGAGGGCUUUCGCCGACAGCAUACAACGCCCCUUCGGUGUUCGUUACAACCCAUACACACAGAGUGUCGAGGUUCUAAGCAAUGCCCAGAAGAUAACUGCUCUAGUUCGAGAGCUGCGGGGAGACAUCUGCAUUGUAUCUUCUGCUAUCAAGAAAAUUUCUGCUCAAGACUCCACCUUGGAUGUUGAGACGAUUGCAAACAUGCUGCACACUGGACUUCAGGUGCAAGAAAGGAGUCCACAGAGCACUUCAGGGGGCAGCACGCCCAACUCAGAGCGUGGCGCGUCUCCGAGACCCGACCUAAAGAAGUCCGAUCAACCAGAAGCCUGAAGAAACUAUUCCAUGUCAUAACUUCGAUCGCUAAUGCUAGGUCACGCUUCUAAAUCAGGUCGUUGCUAAGACCAGCUUACAUCAUAACUCUAAUAAUAUUAUCUUCUUGCAGUAUGUUUCUUACUAUCGUAUAUUUCUUGUAGCGUAUAAUUAGUAUGUAGGCGGAUGCAUCUAAAUUUAGCUUUAUGUACCUAAAGGUAUUUCAUCGUGUACUGUUACUAACAUUCAUAGUUUACGUCAGUGUUGUCUGUAUUCAUAUUUAUCGUGGUAUAU
Molecule: messenger RNA, 1887 nt
Organism: Helicoverpa zea (corn earworm)
Lineage: Eukaryota; Metazoa; Arthropoda; Insecta; Lepidoptera; Noctuidae
Gene: Trhn
Product: tryptophan 5-hydroxylase 1
Exons: 10
Coding region: 1-1614 (537 amino acids)
Biological process (GO): aromatic amino acid metabolic process; serotonin biosynthetic process
Cellular component (GO): neuron projection
Molecular function (GO): iron ion binding; tryptophan 5-monooxygenase activity
Source: RefSeq, a predicted model, not a curated record